UUAGAAGAUGAAUUGGACGAGGAGUUCUGGAUUGAGGUAACAAAUUUGCGUGCUGUAGAAAAACAAAUUUUUGCUAAUGUGUUUUUCUACUAUUUUUGGUUUCCUGUAAAGAUUGUUGCUGAAAACUAAACAUUUUGUGGAUGGUGGCAGUUCGUUUUUAUUUUUUCCGCCAGGGGUUGCGAACCAUCCUUUGUGUAAGUUCGAUUGCCACCCGAUAGAGUAAGGUUAAAAGGUCUGUAAGUACUUCAUGACAGCAAAUUGGAUAUUUGAGAUCCAACAAUUUCUACUCCCAGCUACUCUCGUAAAAACACCUUACAUCGUUACUGUUAGAUGUAAAAAUAGAGCCUUGAAGGCCAUGGAUUCUUUCCUGUCAACCAAUUACAAAAAUUUGAUCUUCUUAUCAAAGGUACGUCAAAAGCAGAGUGAAGGCUUUUCUUGGAGUGUUGCUAUGAGUGAAGUGCGGAUUAAAAGGAUGAUUCAGAAAUACAAAGAUAAUGGGGAACUGGACAGUGAGGAUCCAGCACUCUUGAUGUUAAAAACGUGGCCAGCAUCUGGAAAAUACAAAGAUAAUCCCGAUAGACUUCCAGGCCUUGAACAACUGGUUUGUAUAUUUUAACAACUCAUAAACGAUUCCAUUUUUUUAGGGGAAUUUAUUAGCUUACUACAGAGCAGUGCUCCGACAAUAACGGAAUUAAAUCAUGUGUUUUUCCUUUAACUUGGUCUGUUUAAUUUGACGUGUGAAAAUUUUUUUGACCUAUGGCUCUUUGUCCUAAUCAGUGAUACAGUUUUGAUUUAGAUACAUUAAAUUAUAGUUUAUGUAUUGUUAAAAAGUCGGAAUUGUUACUUUUUUAUAACAUACUUCCAUUUCAGGUAUGGGACUAUUUUUUUCCUUUUCCACUUAUAUUUAUAUGAACAACUAAGCUAUUGCAACCAUCUUACCCAUUUUGAAACAUUCAAGAAAGAAAGUGAUAAACUCUACAACUUACAGUUUCAGAAUGUCCUUUUAUGCAAUAGCUGUUUUAAUAUUAUGCAGUUUAAGCUCAAUGCAUUAUUGAUAAUUUGAAGUACAAUUUCAUGAAUCAGUUCCAAGAGCAGAUGAUUCAGGCUGGUCAAUUAUGCCUGGUUAUGAUAUAUCCUGAAAUAUUUACUGACUCAUAGACUUUACUAUGGUGCAAUUUUUGUGUGACUUUACCAUUUUGGACUUUCAUUUGGCAGAUUAAUCAGCUUUUGGAGAUUCUGCUUGAAAGUGAACUGAACUUUAGAAACAGAUACCAGAUGUUUCGAGACAGAGGACAGAAAUCGAGGAAGACUUUGAUGCAUUAUGCUGCUGAGCUUGGCUUCUUACAUGUCACCAAAACACUUGUGAAGAAAUGUCCUGGACUGCUAGCUGUGAUGACAAGAGAACCCUACAGGGAAAAGCAAGGCCUGUUGCCCGUUGAGUUAGCCUUGUUAACACAGAAUGAUGAUGUGACAGCAUAUUUGAUCCAAUUAAUGAGUCAUAACAGGUAUGCAUGCACGUUCCUGAGUAACUUUAUCAGACAGUUCAGGAGUUUCCAGCACCUGAGGUGGAGCUGGGUUUUAAAAGACCAAAAAAAUAUUUUGAAAUGAUAUGUGGAAGUUAUUAACAUGAUAAUGCUUGGCAAAGAUUUUUAUCAAAGGGCUGGCAUAAUGUGCAGAUUGCUUAUAAAAUCUUUGAAAAGAGGGCUGAUGGAUGUUAUGGAGGAACUCAGUAAUUGACUUUGAGUACUUUAAAACCAUUUCCAUUAUAUAGUUAUGAUCACAUUCUGAAUUUCUUUGAAAUGAAACUGGAGGGUAAGUUAAAUUGAAUAAAAAUUUACAGUUAUCACCUUCACAAAGUGUGGAAUGGAAAGGGAAUUCAAAAUACAAUGGGAGAUCUUCAUUUUCUCAAGUUUUUUGAAACUUAAAGGCAACAUGUGGCUACUAGACUUUCUGUUGAUGAGUUUGUAUUUCCUUGGUUAUUAGAGCACAAAUUUUAUUUUCUUGGAUACCAGAAGAUUUGACCAAUCCUCAGCCAUCUUUAUUCAGUUUCAAGUCCAUUAUAGAAAAUCCUAAGAUGAAGGUAAGCAUUUCUACAGUUAUCUAAUAUAGCAGUUCAAUACUUUUUUUUUUUUUUUUUAAGUAUCAGGACAGAAAAAAAACCAUAGAGCCAUUGAUGAGGAUUUUAUGAAUUCUUGACUCUAGAAAGAAACUUGACUAGGUGAUGAUCUAAUACUAAUAUACAUACACUAUAUGCCUUUCAUGUGCAUAUCAGUAUACUGAAAUGUAUAUACAUGCUAUACAUAAAUAUGAUGCAAACUUGUGGCUGUAGUUUUUUUUGAAGGUAUAUAUAGGUAUAAUGUUUUUUUUUUUCCUGUCCUUGUGAUAAUAAAAACAGAAAACAGUAGUAGCAUUACUGGACCAGAUGGUGAAUCCUCACUGGCCACACCUUCCAAAACGCAAGGAGAAGUAUGAUAGUGAUAAGGAGAGUGCUGGAAUUGAAGGGGUCUGGAGAACAAUACCAGAUGAUCCUUUGGAUUAUCAUUUUUACUAUCAUAUUUUGGAUGGUGAUGAGGGAGGACGACCCCCAAAAGUUUUUAUGCUAGGAGGACAAGGACUGACAGAAAACAAAUAUUUCAACUGGAGGGACAAGUCUUGUUUACAUGUCAUCGCUAAGAGCAGAAAUUUGGUAAGGUUGAGGUUUUGAAAGGAGAAAUUAUUCUAUGUGUGGUUAUCCUAUGUUUGGAGAUAUGCAUGCAGGAGUUAUCCAAAAUAUUUGGUUCUCUAGCUUGUUAGAUCAAGGGGUUGUAGCAACACUCUCAGAUUUUUGGGCUCAUUUGCCAAGAUUCUGGCUUUUACUUAUGUUUACCAGCUCAUCUAGUUGAAAUGUUUUCAUUUGGUGCAGGCAACACAAUGUUUUGCUGUUCCAGUUGUAGAAGACUCAUAUUCUUGCUUAGACAUUUCCUCUUUGGUUUUGUGAUUUUCCAGGAGGCCCUCCAACAUCCUGUGGUCAGAAUGUUGGUUAAAGCAAAAUUGAAAAGUUAUGGACACUUCUUUCUUAGGUGCAUGUAAACCCAGAGGGAAAAAAUUGGGUUACCUAAGAUUGUUCUAUUGAAAAAAAAAAGAAAUAGAAAUGACUGUGUUGAUCCAAUCUGCUAGGAAUGUAUUAGAGCAAAAGAAGGGUUUAAAGUGGAAUUAAAGAGGAGAAAGAGAGACUGAGGUUAGAGUAAGGAUUCCUGGCAUGUUCCAAUCCAUCUGCCAAAUAAUGGAUUUUUUUAGAUGCCUGGAUAUGGCCUUUAGAUCGUUACUGCAAAAAGCUGAAAUGAAGCACAAAUGAAAGCAUUAUAAUGUAUACUUGUAAUGUAAAAUUUAGUUAUACUUAUUAAUAAUGUUGCUAUUUAUUACACAGCCUUCAAGCAGCAUUGUAUGUGAUCUUCUUGCUGUGUUUGUCAUAUUCUUUGCUGAGUGCUUCCACAGCAGGGGACCCCAUCCAAUAUGGGGGGGAAGCUGAUUCACUGCGUGGAUUUUGUGAGAUUUUCACCCUUAUUAUGGUGGUCUUUUACAUAUGUGAAGAAAUUAAUCAAAUGAGAUUGUAAGUAUGCAAUUCCAGUGAGCGUAAAAUCAAGUGUUCAUGUAGGUUGAUAUAGAUUAGGGAAGACUUGGUAGUAGUUUAGAGGUGGAAUUAAUUACUACACAACCAACUUUGAGCGUUUGCCUUUUGUCAGAUUGAGUAGAGGUGAUGGAAUUGUUAGGUCAUGGUAAGGUCAUGGUAAGGUUAAAAAAAUAAGAAUGAAUUAAUUGAAUGAAAAGUGUUCUUUGCAAACCUUGAAUCUGUCUGAUUUCCCCUAGAGAGGGGAAGUCGUACUUCACAGAAUGGAUGACCCUGUUUGACUGGUCAGGCCUGUUGCUGAUCCUGUGUAUAAUACCCUUACGGUACACGCAAAUUAAAGCCCAGUGGCUUUUGGCAUCUUUAGCUUUCUUGUUCAACUUCCUGAGGAUCUUUAAGUUUUCUUGCUUGACAAGGUAAAAUGCAUCAUAAGCUACGUUUGAUAGGUUUGAGAGAAUGUCAGCAAAUUAGAACAAGAAAAUCGUAUCUGUGAAACUUACUCACACAGUUGGCUUAGGUUUGGAUUUUGGUUAACAAGCCUAAUUUAUAAUUAGUGCAACCCCACCGUCUUGGCACCUUCAUGAUGGAAAUUUGGAAAUUUUUAAAACGUCUCAACGAAAAAAAGGUACAGAAUAGAAAGAUUAAAAAAAGCGUCCAAGGAGAGGAGACAGACGGGAGUAAUGGAAUUAAAAGAAUAAAGAAGAUGGGAAAUUUUGUUAAAAAAUCCCAAUGCUUUCCAUGGAGACGACGCAUGGCAACGUAUCCACCUCACCUGAAAUUUUAUUAGAAGACUGUUGAAAACUGUUAUAUUCUUAUUUAGUAUAAUUCGAACAUCAUUAUGUAUCACAUAACUUGUGUCCUUAAUGUAAUAGAACCGUGUAUAUUUUUUUUCAGGACAACCGGAUUAUACACAAAAAUCUUGGCUAAGAUCAUUUUGCACGAUGUGACAAGAUCCAUGGCGGUUUUUAUUGUUAUCUUUUUCUCCUUCUGUGGUGCUUUGUCUUUAUCGCUCUGUUACUCCGAUGAAAACCAACAGUUUAGGUAUGUCUUAAUCUUGCUUGCUUAAAUGCUACUGAAUAAUGUGUUGAAUUAUUUGGUUGGCUGAUGUUUACUCUGCACUAUCUGCGAAUUUUAGUUGGAUGAAAUGUAUAUGAUAACACCUGAAGUGAUAUGAAAUUUCUGUUAAUGUGUUGCAGAUCAGUCUAUGUGUUACAGUCCAUGCUAAAUCCAUUUUUUUUUACAUUAGUGACUUCGGAGAUGUGUUAUUGAGUGGCUUUCGCGCGCUCUCUGAACAAAGACCAAUUGCUUACGAUUAUUCAAAUUUCAAGUGAGUUGAUUUUUCUCUAAAAGGUCGAAUAUGUUUUUACUCCGUUUACUUGUUCAGAUCUCUUUACCUUAAGAUGAGUUUAUUACCACUAAGAUAAUAGGUGAAAAUAACCACGUAAGAGCAUUUGAUUUAUUCCUUGCAGCUGGCUCUCCAUUCUGUUAAUGAUGGCCUACAUGGGGAUCGUGAUAGUGAUUCUACUCAACAUUCUCAUUGCACAAAUGAGUACGACCCACACGCAGGCCAAGAAAGUCGCCCGUCUGGAGUAUGAUGUGGAUCGUAUUCUACAACUCACACGCAUGGAGAGAUUUCCUUUUCUGGUAAAUGAACAUUCUUCGCUAAUGGAAUUGUAGCAUUUUAUCAUUAAGCAUGCACCGGUGUUCGUGAUUGACGCUAAGUGGCAGCGUGCAUUAGCGCCAUACGUGACUGUGAGCGUGAGGAGAAGAACGUACCGUUAGGGUAGGAGGGGGCUUAGGUAUAGUUGUAUUCUUCUGCAAUUGAGGGGUGGCCUCAUAGACUUAAUUACUUUUACAUCUUUUCUUUAUGCAGAAUCUACGCGUGAAGUAUUACAAAGAGGGAGACUGGAUCAGUGAAAUGAAACUCGCCCAAGGUCUGCGUGAAGUAUUUAACCAGGACUACUUUCACGAUAAUUUUUAUGCGUAGCAAUCGGGAAAAACAGUUUUUUUUUAGUCUUGUAUCCUAUUUGUACUUCUCUGAACGAAGGGAGAUGAAGAAGACCUUCGGCUCAGUUGAUACUCAGUUAUAAUAGAAAAGGAAUAAUCUUUCUCGUGCCUUAACAGCUGUAAGGUUCUUUAUCUUCCUAAAUGUGAUCUUGGUUUGUUUGUAGAUCUUCUUGAAUUCAGUGAAGAUCGCAGCCCUUGGGAGUCGGUGGAAGAGAAACUUACUGCGAUUCGGUAA
Molecule: messenger RNA, 5846 nt
Organism: Pocillopora meandrina
Lineage: Eukaryota; Metazoa; Cnidaria; Anthozoa; Scleractinia; Pocilloporidae
Source: the annotation of a GenBank genome assembly